CUUGUUGUUACUGUCCAAUUCCUCGAUCCCAACGGUGCUCUGUUGGUCGCAUACACUUCGCGAUGAUGGAUCCCGCCGAGUCUUCCAAAGCCGGUUUGCAGCGUAUGAGACGCCUUGCGGCAGCUCCGCCCACGAUCAAAGAUGCCAGACACCUCAUUACAUCUCACCUUGUCUACCCCUCGCCUUCCGGCUUUCUCAUCACGCCCAUCUAUGACUCUUAUCCACCUCGACCUAUACCCUUUCCGCCCAUCAUGUCACCUGUAAAGUUUCUGUGGCAACACGGUGAUUGGAUCACGACGUAUCAUCCGAAUAUUGUCGGUGAAGGUGGACAACUAGGCAUAUAUCCUAAGGGCAUAUUGUCGCCUACCAUGGUUCCAGCCAACGUACUCGGAUUGAAUCAUGCGACUCUGGCAUUGGACAAGGAACCUAUAGAAGUAUUACCUUUAUACACAUCUGGAGAUGGCCCGCCAUCCUGGAGACCAGAGCAUGGCCCGGUCUUGCUGGUCUUGACGACGAAAGCAUUGUUACUGGUCCACCCAUCAAGUCAAGCGUACAAAUACACUUCCACCAUGAUCCAGUGUCCAAUCCACAUGCGGUGGCGAGCAUCAGUAGGUGAACAGGUGCCUGUCGACAGUGGGUACGCUAUCGAACGGGGAUGGAUGGGAGAAGCUGGGGAUGCCGCAUGGGUUGCGACGGAAAGUGAAGGCGAGCUGCGAAUGCUGCGUGCCGAGGUGGGCAUGUCCAGAGAUGAUACGUGGUAUCUCGAGGUGACUCCGCUGCCCGCAUUGCCCGUCAGGGGCCUUCAAGGUGUCGUAUUCAUGCCCUUUGAGGAUGGCGUCGAAGCGGUGGUCAUUCAACCUCGCGCAGCCCACACGUACACCAUUCAACGGCAAGAGGCAGAGCUGGUCAACAGUUUCGCUGAGUUGUCCGAAGCCACCAGUCAGGUCUCGUGGGACUGGUUCGUAUCCGGUUCACGGACUGCAUCCCUGCCUGGCAUCAUCGAGGCUAUACAGGUCGGCCCUAAUUUCAUUGUCGUCUUGAGUACCGACGACGGCGUCAUGCUGGCCCAGAUGGAUCGCCUUUGGACAAUACAAAGCAAAGUAGAUCUAGGUCCACGGAGGGUCGACGGCAUCAUGUGCAGUCAAGGAGCUCUAGGCGGCACAUUGGGGCUCGUGGGUAUACACGAUGGACGAGAGAUUCUUCUCGUACCUUUCCCGUUGCAAGAAGACCUCGCCAGUUCCGCCUACGAUUCCAUCCUCUCCGCUAUCAAUGACGGCUCUGACUGGUCCGACGUCGUCCGAGCUGCCUUUGCGUCAAGGAAGCCCAACCUAGCUCGGGACAUUCUCCAGCUUGCACGGCUCGAUGCAGACCAUCUGUUGCAACUACAGGUCGCCGUCUUUGGACAUUCCCACCAGAAUCAACUCCGCGACGUCUCAGCCGAGAUGCUUCGACUUCGCCAAGCGAGUGGCCUAUUCACCCUCGCUGCCCAAUUCGAAAAGAUCAUCAAGUUUGAUUGCGUUUGGCCCCUUGUGACCGUUGCCGAAUGGUCGUUCUGCACCCUGUCGUCCAUCUUCCGAGAUGUGAUACUCAAGGACGCCGUUCGAUCCCUGCACGUUCUCGUUCCUCACGCCCGUAGCACCAUUCUCGUCCUCUUGUCUCAGCUGGACGCAUUCUCAUCCUACGUGGCGGGGCUGGAUCACCCUAUACCUCAACCACAAACUCGAUACAUGCCCACGAGUCUCAGUGGGGAUCCCCGUGCCACGAUCCUGGCCAAGGAUCGCAUGAGAAAUUUAGCCUCGAGUCAUGGCGUGGAGAUCGAACGUUGGGGUAAAGAGUUACAGGCGAUACACAUGCGGCCGACUGAGGAGGAGUCGCUUUUUCUCCAGCCAGAGCUCGUCCCUGUACGCCUAAAGGCAUUGACUUUACCGGCGCCAUCGUCCUUGUUCUUAAACGAAUCUGAGUCACAGAUUUACGACGCUGUCACCUUUGCGCCUAUUGCUGGGGACGUUGGGCUGAUAUGUGAUCGAUGUGAGAGCAGGACGGUAGCAUCGUUUGGCGUGACAGGCGGAGACUCAAUCUGGGAGAAGUGGGUCAAAGAUCGGGAGGAAAGUUGCGGUUGUGGUGGAUGUUGGGUGAGAGGAAGAUGAAAUAGCCACACUAUAUAUGCAUGGUGCAAUAAUGAUUUUUG
Messenger RNA from Kockovaella imperatae, 2188 nucleotides. RefSeq lists its product as hypothetical. Lineage: Eukaryota; Fungi; Basidiomycota; Tremellomycetes; Tremellales; Cuniculitremaceae. The record is from RefSeq and is a predicted model, not a curated record. Bases 63 to 2147 code for a protein of 694 amino acids. The transcript is spliced from 3 exons.